CUACCUCAAAUGACUUGACCUAUGUUCUUAAUUGGCUUGAAGCUUUACAAAUUCGAUUGCCAAGUAAAGCUCAAAUUAAUAAUGAUUUACUUGUAACUCUUUCGGUCAGUCAAGAAGACUGGGAAAUUGGUGUAAGAUGCAACAAGGCGUAUCAGAUAAACAGCAAAUUGCCAAGAGAAGCCUUUGAUAGAUACGAAUGUAAUAACUCGAUGAGUAAGGAGCCAAUUAAGUGCUCGAUUUUAUUGAACCAUUUCUAUCAUGCACUUAAACUGCACGAAAAUGUGGAUGUUGAAAGCUGCAUUAUAUCAUAUGAUAAUACUAAAGAAGAAAUUAAUAUCAGAUCAAACGCUCAGUCUGGCGAUGGUUCAACUGAAAAUAUCGAGUCAAUCGUCAAAUUGCUAGUAAAUUAUGAAAAUGUAGAGUGUGAACCGAUACAAAUGGAUGAAUCGAAUGGAUGUCAGGAUUGGUGUUGUAUCAGAAUGAUAUCCAGUCAAUUGGUUGUUCCACUCCGCACGUUAGUCGGCAAGAAGUCUGAUAUGAUAAAGUUUAGCUUCUCGACGACAUCUCCAAGAUUCUGUCUUAGGAGCUUUAUUAAAGGAUUACCAGACGAAACAGAGGCAAUUCUUUUCAUCGCUCUUUAUUGGAUUAUGGAUCAAAGAGACACAACUUGUGGAUGUCCGGUUAGUAAAGAUGUCAAAUAUCACAAAAAAGUCUUGAGCCCAAGCUUCUCAGCAUUAAAAGCAUCAACAACUACUAUAAUACUGGUGGAUGCAAAGAACACAUUGAAACUCCAAAUGUUCAUUCCUAUCGUUCUCAAUGACACAACUUCUAAAGAUGUCGUUGCAGAAUUCUUGUGUUUACCUAAUAUUGAGCCUGACGAUGAAGAUAAUGAAUGA
Molecule: messenger RNA, 896 nt
Organism: Ambispora gerdemannii
Lineage: Eukaryota; Fungi; Glomeromycota; Glomeromycetes; Archaeosporales; Ambisporaceae
Source: the annotation of a GenBank genome assembly